GAGAGUGGCGUGGAGGUUGUGCAGUUACCCUCUCUACCUAUAUAAAUCAUUUAAAGUUACAAAGCAAUUCAAAUACCAAAUUCCCUUCCCUCGCCAUUGUCAUCUCCGCCGCUGCAUAGAGAAAUCAAUCCCAAAAAUGACUAAUAGCACCACCCAAAUUACUACUACUCAACAACAACAACUAGUUGAAUCUUCUUCUUCUUCUUCUUCUUCUUUUUCUGCUUCAGAAUCACCCAAAAAUCCCUUUAUUCCUUUCUUCCCUAACUUCAAUUUCAAUUUUCAACUUCCUCAUUUUUUCAACUUACCAGCAAAAAAACAUCAACACGAUGAUGGUGGUGAUAAGAACAAAGCAACAGCUAUCAUCCCAAAAUUGCAGGAAGGACCCAACGUUGUGACUUUCCCCAAAACCCAACUUGCUGUUGUUUCUGAACAACCUCUUCAGGCUGAAUCUCAAAUCUCUUCUACCAAAACUUCCAAUCCUCUCAUACUCUAUCAGGUUUAUGCAGUAGGAGCAUUCUUUAUUUCAAGAUGGAUUUGGGCAAGGUGGAAUGAAAGGAAGGCUCAAGGGAGGUCUUCCGAUGAGGAUGGUGAUGGCGAUGGUCGUGGAUCUCAGGAUAAUGAAUAGAAAUUUUUAUUAGUUACUUGUAUACAAUGCUACUACCUCAAUAUUUUCACAGUCUAUGUUUGAAAGGAAAUUUGUUUCAUUCUCUAAAGAGUCAAAUGUUGGAGAUGCUCUUUGAUACUACCAAGGGGUGGUAUAUAUAUCUGCUUUUUCAUCAUAGUCUUUAGUUAGAGAUUACUUCCAAAAUAAUCUUUCUAUUUCUAUACAUUUCUAGAACGUGAGGGGGUUACAACUAACACUUAAAUCAACUCCUUUGCUUAAAAUACUACAAUGAACUCUUUCAAGUUGUAAAUGAUGGUCGUGAUUGUGUCAAAUACAUUUUUAUUGUUUUGUGUGGCUAA
Medicago truncatula (barrel medic) is the source of this 963-nucleotide messenger RNA. RefSeq lists its product as uncharacterized. The record is from RefSeq and is a predicted model, not a curated record. The transcript is spliced from 2 exons. The coding region runs from base 137 to 625 and encodes 162 amino acids. Lineage: Eukaryota; Viridiplantae; Streptophyta; Magnoliopsida; Fabales; Fabaceae. Gene Ontology annotation, cellular component: chloroplast.